UGUAGCCUAAUGCAGUGGUCCAGACACUGAGGGGAUGCUGAUGGUUAUAGGGAGCGGUAAUACACACGAGGGGUUUCCGUUUGAAAAAGCAGGGCGUGCACUUAGUGAAGACUGGAGAACCGGGUGGUACUAGAGAGACAUCAAUAUCAUCACGCGUACAUCGGACGUAUUGGCGAGAUUAAAUUGCUUGGUUUAUUAGUUUACCAUUCAAUAACUUUGUAUUGAUAUUAGAUAUGUUAUUUUAUCAUAUCUAAUCAAAUUAAUGUGUUCAAACGACUGUUAAUGCUGAUGACGACCGCCCAAAGGCGAGUUACUCAUCUGUCACCCUGAUUUCAUCAAAGACAAGCUCAUACGAAAGUUUAAUUCAAAAAGUGAUUUCCGACGAGUCUUGGAGGAAUAUAUAGAAAUGUGUAUCUAAAGAAUGGCUAUCAACACGGAUGCCGCGUUUGGUAAAAGCGCACUGGGGGAGAGGGCAGUCUCACAUCCCAUCGACUUCCAAGACACAGAGAAACUCCUGAGAGCCGUGACCACCGAACCCACCGGGGAAAGCAACCUCAAACCGUGCGACCCCUCUCUCAACUUGAGAAGCAGCAUCCGUUCCCUGAAUGCCGAGCAGAACGGACACCAAUCGCCAUUAAGGUCAGGCUCCGUGGGGCACCUCUGUGCCGCGCCCGUGUCCCCGUCCCAGCUAAGCUUCGGACCCCCCUUCCUCCUCUCCCCGGUGCCACCCGGUUCAGAGCCGCCAAGCUACCUGUGGCUUGCGAUAUUGUCAUGCUUUUGUCCUGCUAUGCCGGUGAACAUGUUCGCGCUGUGGUAUGCUUACAUGUCGCAGUCUGUUCUCCAGACAGGGGAUGUAGACGGAGCUAAGAGGCUGGGUCGUCUCUCUCUAAUGCUCAGCUGUAUCGCCAUGUUCCUGGGUGUGGCCGUCAUCAUCUUCAUAGUGGUCACGGAAGGCAUCCUCAAAUUAAAAUGAAUGAGCAUUGAACAGGUGCAUUGAGCAGAGGUGGAACAAGCUUAAUAC
Molecule: messenger RNA, 1021 nt
Organism: Coregonus clupeaformis (lake whitefish)
Lineage: Eukaryota; Metazoa; Chordata; Actinopteri; Salmoniformes; Salmonidae
Product: trafficking regulator of GLUT4 1
Exons: 3
Coding region: 422-973 (183 amino acids)
Cellular component (GO): membrane
Source: RefSeq, a predicted model, not a curated record